CGCCCCGCCCGCACUCCGGCCCAGGAUGCGCCGCGCCCGGCGCGGUGCAGCGCGCGGCGGGUGCCCGCGGAUGCCGCCGCGCCAGCGGGAGCCCCGCCGGGGGCUGGGGGGGCCGGCGCGUCCCGCCGCCCCGCCCGCCGCCACCCGCCCGGCCGCCCUGGCCCUCAUCACCCUCCUCAGCUUCGCCUCCCGCUUCCACCGCCUGCGGGAGCCGCCGCACGUAUGUUGGGAUGAAACUCAUUUUGGGAAGAUGGGAAGUUACUACAUUAAUCGGACCUUCUUCUUUGAUGUCCAUCCCCCUUUGGGGAAGAUGCUGAUUGGACUGGCUGGCUACCUUAGUGGAUAUGAUGGUACAUUUCCUUUCCAAAAGCCAGGGGAUCGAUAUGAGCAGCACAACUAUGUAGGGAUGAGAGGGUUUUGUGCGUUUCUUGGCUCCUGCCUGGUUCCUUUUGCCUACCUCACAGUGUUGGAACUGUCAAAGUCACUGCCAGCAGCCUUACUCACGGCUUUCAUCCUUAUUUUUGAUACAGGCUGUAUUACAUUGUCCCAAUAUAUUCUGCUGGAUCCCAUUCUAAUGUUCUUUCUCAUGGGAGCUGUUCUGAGUAUGGUGAAAUGUAACAGCUGUGCAGACAGGCCAUUUUCUGCCUCCUGGUGGUUCUGGCUGAGUCUGACUGGUGUGAGCCUUGCUGGAGCAAUGGGGGUAAAAUUUGUUGGCCUUUUUGUAGUCCUCUUGGUUGGCUUGAACACAAUCUAUGACCUAUGGGACUUGCUGGGGAACCUCAGCCUGUCACUGGUCAUGUUUGGGAAGCAUUUACUGGCUCGUGUACUCUGCCUCAUCGUCCUCCCACUUGCCCUCUACACGGCUAUGUUUGCUGUUCAUUUUGCAGUGUUAAAUAGAAGUGGUCCUGGGGAUGGUUUCUUCAGUUCAGCAUUUCAAUCUCAGCUGAUUGGGAACAAUCUUCAUAAUGUCUCCGUUCCAGAGCAUUUGGCAUAUGGGUCUGUGGUGACAAUGAAGAACCUUAGGAUGGCAGGGGGAUACCUGCACUCCCACUGGCACCUCUAUCCCGAGGGCGUUGGGGCUCGCCAGCAGCAGGUCACUGCUUACUUACAUAAAGAUUUGAAUAACCUGUGGAUCAUAAAGAAACAUGACUCAGAUACAGCAGAUCUGUCUGACCCUUCAAGCCCUGUGGAGUUUGUGAGGCAUGGAGAUAUUAUUCGUCUGGAACAUAAAGAAACUUCUAGAAAUCUGCACAGUCACCAGCAUGAGGCUCCCCUGACAAGGAAGCAUUUUCAGGUCACUGGCUAUGGAAUAAAUGGAACAGGAGACUCCAAUGACUUCUGGCGGAUUGAGGUGGUGGGCAGAAGGACUGGGCAGCUCAUCAAAGUCCUACGGAGUCAGGUCCGGCUAACCCACGUGGCCACAGGCUGUAUAUUGGGAUCUUCUGGAAAGACUCUGCCAAAAUGGGGCUGGGAACAAGUAGAAGUCACCUGCACACCAUACCUGAAAGAGACACCCAAUUCCCUCUGGAACUUUGAAGAUCAUAUUAACCCUAAAUUGCCCAAUAUCAGCCUGGAUGUUUUGAAGCCUUCUUUUGCAGAAAUUCUGCUAGAAUCCCACAUGGUUAUGAUCCGGGGAAACAGUGGCCUCAAACCAAAGGACAAUGAAGUCACAUCCAAGCCUUGGCACUGGCCCAUCAAUUACCAGGGACUGCGUUUUUCUGGUGUCAAUGAGACGGAUUAUCGGGUUUAUUUGCUUGGAAACCCGGUGAUUUGGUGGCUAAAUCUGGUCACUAUUGGGUUAUAUCUUCUGAUAACAGUUGCCACUGCAGUAGCACUGAAGAGAGGUGUCCAACUGACAUCUGAACUCAAAGAACUGUCCAGAGUCGUGCUACGUGCUGGAGGGCAGAUCACACUGGGCUGGCUCCUUCAUUAUCUCCCUUUUUUUAUGAUGGGUCGAGUUCUCUACUUCCACCACUACUUUCCUGCCAUGCUUUUUUCCAGCAUGUUGACAGGAAUCACCUGGGAUGCACUACUGAAGUUCUGUGCUGGGUUCUUGUCAUGCAGCACUACAGCUAGAAGGGUAUAUGGAGGUGGAUUCCUGGCACUGGUUCUGCUCAUCCUGUACAGCUUCUACCUCUUCCAUCCGCUGUCCUAUGGGAUGAUUGGACCCAUGGCCUCCAACCCAAGCAGCCCCAUGGCAGGGCUCCGGUGGAUGGACUCCUGGGAAUUCUAGAACAAAGGAAGCCUGGGAACAGUGGAUCAGAAACAAGAGAUCUGCUGCAAGUCAGGCUGAUUCUGGUGCUUUGAGGAGGUGACUAUAAAAGGCCCUCUCUGGAGCACUCUGGGUAUAGUACCCCUGUUGCUUUGGCAUUUGUUUGCACUGCCUGCAUUGGAAGAUGCAGAGGAUGACAAGGUCCCCUUAAAUUAAAAGACUCAUCUCCUGAAUCCUUAGGUUAUACUAAUGGACAACUGGCUGCCUGAAUGCCAAUUCCUUGAAGCAGUAUAUGUCAGUCCAACAGCAGUGGCAUUCCAGCAGCCGGAUCAGUACAAGCUGGAGGCUCUCUGCAGUUGCAUGUACACUCUAUGUGUGUGUGUCUUCCUUCUUGUCAUCUAAGUUUGAAGCACUAUAGGACUUCUAUCAAGAUUAACAAUGUUUCUUAUGAGGAGGUUUCUGAAAGCUUACCAUAAGUAUCCGGGGACCUUCAUUCUAGCUGCCUUGGCUGUCUAAAGGUUUUUUUGUUCUGACCCUGGAUUUUUAAAAUUUGACCAAAAGGGUCUGUUUGAAAUCUCCUGAGCCGUUGUGCCUUGCCUGUCUCCCAGGCCCUCUGCAGAGAUGGAAAUUGUUUAUUCCUGUAUACUGCCUUUCUCUCUGGUCACCUUUAAUCAGUUACACAACUCACCUAGCAGGCCUGCUUUCAGGGCCAGACUGUUCCAGCUCAGCUCUUUGUAGCUUCUUUGGGUUCUGUCUGAAGGUGCCAAGGAAAUUACAGUAGAAAUGACAGGUAGUUUAUUUUCAGCCCCAGUAUGCUGUGGAGACCAGCAUGGGGAGGUAGUGGAGACUGUAAUGAUAGCUUGGAAAUCUUACAGACAGCUGUCAUUCAGCUUUUGUUCCCAGCUAUUUCAGUGCCAGUGCCUGUGCUUUCAGAGCAAGGCUGCAUCUCAAUGCAUGUGGCAUCUGCAAAAUGGGCUGCUGGUGCCAAAGUAUCUGCUCAGUGUUCCCAUAUUGAACAAGUUCCUUCUCUAGACUGCUGAACAUCAAAUUACAGGAAAUGUGAGGCCAGGCAAAAAUUCUUUGUCUGUGAAGUUUCAAGAGCCACUGGAUGUUGAAUCCACUCCUUCCAAGAAAGUGGAAAUUGAUUUAUCAGGUGCCUUUAUCCUGUGUUAGGUCUAUUUUUGUCUGUGUUUCUUUUUUUCCAUUUCCUACUCUUCAUCCAAUGUCAAUUUCUUGUCACAGUUCAAGUUGCUACCUUGUAAUAUCCAAGUGAAUGACACUUAGAUCACAGCUGUAUUCCUAUCUCAAGAAGUAAUAUUUGAAAAACUCUUUUAUGUCUGUUUCAAUGAACUCAUGCCUUUCGUUUCAGAGUUCUUGCUUUACUUCACAGCCUUGCAUCAAAAUUACAGGUAGAGGGAAAGUAACAGGUGGGUGUGUCUGCUUUUAAAAAUGGACUGUGCAUUUAUUUCUCUUACCAAAUCUUGGAUUCCAAUGCAUUUCCUACCACAUGGAAGGGCUGCAUUAGCAUAGUUGUUCUGUGGGGGGGACUAGACUCCAGUCAGACUUGCUUUGGGGUCUCUUUAGUAGAGAUCCCCAGCAUUGCUCAGUAAGGCAGCUGCUUGCUUUGUAAGGCUCUGGCUUGGUAGUCACCUCUCUCCAGAAACUGACUCCUAUAGGUACUAGCUCAGAUGGGAUGGAUGUGUGGUUUUGAUUCUAAAGGUUUUGAGUUGAUCACCUGCUGCUUGUACAUGGUGGGAAGUCUUUGCAAUAAUUAGCUGCUGGGUUUGAUGAUUCUUUUCCACUUGUUAUUGCAGGAAGUGCUUCUGCCUGCAUGAGCCAGGAAUUCACAGAGGUGAUAUAUAGGCAAGAAGGAUGUGGGGGAAGGCUGCAAACUUCUUCAGAACCUGCCAAAUCUGACAGCAGCAGGAAAUUGUUAACUGUUGGCAAUGUGAAAGGCAGACAGUGCAGUGUUGCCUUGUAACAAUGUGAUCCACCAAUCUCUUGGUGAGAUUAUUGACUUAAUACAUUGCUGUCCUCAAUAUGAGCUUUUCCUAAGGGAGUCCCAUUGUCAUAGGGAAGAUUUGCCAGAAGAGCUGGCAAAAGCCAUGAUUUAAAGUGAAUUUUUUCCAGCACAUACAAUUACUUUCCCUUAGCAAUAACAAUAAAAUAAAAUCUAAGAAGCUUGUGCUUUGGAAUUACUGUUUGUAACACCCCUUAUUCAUCAUAUUAAACCUUGGGAGUGCAAAAAUUGAGUCAGUAACCUUGAUUUCUUCAGUUAUUAUUAAGGGGUCAGUUUUGUAGGAGUUGCCUGAGGAAGAUGAAUUAUUCUGUUUCUUGGCUAGGAUCCCUCCAUCCUUUAUUACUAAUAAUCUUUUGGAUUUGGAUUGGCAGCUGAGUGCUGAAGGUGGCAAAUUUAGUGCUCCCAUCCCACUUUCCUAUGCACAAAUCCAGCUUCUCUUUCAACACAGACAAAAGGUUUAUUUUUCUUUAGGAUUGUCACUUCAGAAGUUUUCUUGAGAGCACUUGAUUGACAUUGAGACUGUUUCUUAGGUCUUGUGUGCUGGUAAGUAGUUGGAGGCAUACAGUGAAAAAAAAUCUGGCUAUUCCACAAGAGGGAGCAACUUCCAGCAGAAUUUUUAUUUUUCAUCUGGAGUUAAAAGGAUUUAAAUGUCUACAUUGAAGACUAGAGGGCAGACAUUUCCUCUGCACUCUCUGGACUCCAAGGGUUGGGUUUUCAAGUAAGUGUACAUUGUCUGUCUUCUUUCAGGAGAAAAAUACUGGAAAAUUACUCCUGUUAGAAUUUGACCUUCAGUAUUUGCUUCUUAAAACAAAAUCUGUCAGGCCAUUACUGAAACAUAAUAGUAACUUAUAUUUUAUGAGGUCAGUAAAAUACAAUAAUUUGGAUUCCCUUCCUGACUGUCUUGAAAUAUCUGAGUGGUACAGACGUAAGUGCAAGGCACUCUUUGCUUUUGGGAUGGAAUUUAGGCUGCUUCAGUUCAGUUUUUCCCGUUGUGCUUGUGGAAUGAGUUCAGGGUUUUUUUGAGAACUGCUCAUUAGUCCUUCUCCAGUCACAUGGAAAUAGCUAACAGUGCUUUCUGAGGCCAGAGGUGCUGUUCUCUGGAGCAGCUGCUCUCUUUGAACCCUGCUUGACAGGGCUCCUUUUAUCACUGACAAAGUAUUUCUUCAAACUGUAUCCUUGGAUUCAUAUCACAAAAACCUGCAGGCUGCCAUGUUCCCUGCUUCGAAUUCUUUUUUGUGUGUAAACUCUAUUUUCAUCUCUACAGAGUCUGAAGGAUAGAUAGAGGGCCUCUGGGCUCAUCUAGCUUUAUCCUAGGCAAUCCAUCCAUCUUAAAAUGUUUCUGCUAACAGUUGCUUCAGGACAUCGAUAGGCACACAUCUAUUCCAGCAGCAGGGACUGGUCUAUUUCCAGGAACUGGACCACUCAUGCUAUGAGACACAGAUGUGACUGUGAGGAGGAUUUGAAUGGAGAUUUCUGUGCCAAGGUGCCUUUGGUCCAGGUGGAGGACUCCGUGUCAUCACUGUUUGCCACCAUUGUUUGCAGCCCUGGAAGCCACCACCACUCUUUAUUCUGCACAGGGUUUUCUUUUUGCAUCUUGAUUGGAAAGACUGAUUGAUGCACAAAGAGCAUUGACAGAAUAUACUUUCUUAUAUCUUCUUCCUUCCUUCUGGUUCUUGAGGAAUGCCCAAAGUACAAGACAUGUCUUUGCUCCCCCUAAUUUUUGGGCUAUGUAUCCAUUUCAUGCAGAUGCCUGUACAAGGGCUAGGACAGGACAUCUUGUAGUAGCCUGAAUGAAUAAAUACCUGUCACGUGGUCUGAGAGCAAAACCAGAACCUUCUUAUGGAAAGGUGAACAAAUGUGUUUCGUGAUAGUUCCCUCCUGUCCCUCCUGAAUCCCUCAGAGAAUUGUUUUUAAGGGAGUUGAGAGCAAACCAACUGUUAUUGUGGAAACACAAGGCAUUUACCUGAAAUUCUCCAUUGCCAAGCUUAGCAGCUUCCCCUCCAUGCUGUGACUGAGUAACCCUCUGGGCUGGCACUCUGUACACAGGCACUGGUUCCUCCUCUCAGGAUCCUGCUGGCAAUAUGAAAACCUCCUUAGCAGUGCCCUGUUCUCUGCCAGCUGGGGAAUAUAGGUAAGGUAUUUAUUUUUCCCCUUUACAGCAAAGGACCCCAUGACCACACAUGGGCAAGUGUGUCAUGAAAGCAGAAAUGUGUGGACUGUUAGAAAGAGCAACAUAAGGCUCUUUCCUGCUGGGAAAGGAAGGCUGAGGAUAAGAACACCACCUCCACAGCAUACUUUCUUUGGGGCGGGGCUGUUGGCUGCAGGCAGUCAGGACUGAAAAUUCUCUGUCUUCUUUAAAGUACUAAGACCUUGAUUGUGUGAUUGGUUGCGAGUAGCUUCACUUUUUGUAAACUUUUUUAUGCUCUUUACUUGAAUGUCAAGGGCUAUGGUUAACACAAAUAAUAUCUGAGCCUAUCACAUGUUAGCAUAGAUACCACUCCUGCUGAAUUUGUAAUUGAUUCUAAAACUUUGCCAAGGGAGCUUACUGUGUUUUAAGAGAAAGACAGGGUUUAGAGCCAUCCUUGAAGAGCUUGCCCCAGGCUAAGCAAGAGUUUGGAGCAGCAGUGAGAGGGGUUCUUGGUAAUUCUGUUCUGUAUCCUGAACCUUUCUUACUGAUGCCAGGGGAUGUGUGUGUGCAUCUGUCUGAACUGAAUUCUUUUAACUACAAGGGUGCAAUUACUGUACCGUAUGGUGUGGAUGGGAGAAUGUUCCCUUGAGCUAUAAAUGUGUUUUGUACAGGUGACAAUGGAAAAUGAGGUAGAAUUUGGAAUUUAAUUUUGUAAUAAAUAUCUCUUCAUUGAA
Messenger RNA from Serinus canaria (Common canary), 7094 nucleotides. It is a transcript of the gene POMT2, whose product is annotated as protein O-mannosyltransferase 2. Bases 26 to 2233 code for a protein of 735 amino acids. Gene Ontology annotation, molecular function: mannosyltransferase activity. Lineage: Eukaryota; Metazoa; Chordata; Aves; Passeriformes; Fringillidae. The record is from RefSeq and is a predicted model, not a curated record. Gene Ontology annotation, biological process: protein O-linked glycosylation. Gene Ontology annotation, cellular component: membrane. The transcript has 21 exons.